AUACCACUUGUCGGACCGCUUUUCUAUCAUCUCUCCUAAAACCAAUUGGUGUUAGCGAAGGUUUCAAGUAAGUCUUUUAUGGUAUUCGACAUCGCACCCGCAAGUCUGGUUUUAGAGCGGUCCCAGGGAGUGACAUUGUGUAACCAAAUCCAUGGGGCACUCCGGGCCCAACAAUCCCUCCAACAUAUGAAGACGGAGUGAAGAUUGAAUUCUCCAAAGAAUCUAACAAUUGGGGACGGAGUGAGGAAUUAACUGUCUGUUUUUAAACUUCUUCCUAUAUUUUGUCCAACACUAUGAAAAUUUGUCCUGAUAAAAGGGUUAACAAAAAAAUUCUGAUAUGAUAAGGUCACUGUUAAAUGGCACUUAGGACUCCCCAAAAAUUACUUUAAGACUGUGUGAGAACUAGUGGCCUUCCUUCUUCUUCAUCUACUCGAUUCUUAUUUUUUCUUUUUUGAGAAUCUUCUUCAUCUACUUGAUAACACUGAAUUUUGAAGAGCUAAAACAUAGCCAAGGGGAAUUCGAACUUUUCAAUGGAAGUGAUGAACAAGUUCAUAACAAUAAAGUCUCACAUAAAUGGUGCACCACAUGAGUCUGAUUUUGAGAUCAAGACCGGAACUUUUUCUCUCUCAAUUGAGUCUGGAUCAAAUAAUGUUGUUGUGAAAUCUCUUUAUCUAUCGAUGGAUCCUUUCCAAAUAAAUCGCAUGAAGAGUUAUAGUUCCAUACAGAAUACUAGCAGUUUUGCAGUUGAUAUUGUUCCUGGUGAGGCUAUUGAUGCCUCCUUUGGUGUGGGGAGAGUUGUGGCUUCUGGGCACCCUGGUUUUGAAGAGGGUGAUUUGGUUGCUGGAUUUAUCAGUUGGGGAGAGUACAGUAUAGUGAAAGGGGCUAACAUGUUGAACAAGUUGGAUCUCUUGGGCUUUCCACUCUCGUAUCAUGUUGGAAUACUCGGACUUAGUGGGCUUACGGCAUAUGUUGGGUUUUUUGAAGUAUGUAAACCAAAGAAGGGGGAGAAAGUGUUUGUAUCUGCAGCUUCUGGAUCUGUUGGAAACUUGGUUGGACAGUAUGCAAAAUUGUUUGGAUGUUACGUUGUCGGCUGCGCUGGAAGCAAACAAAAGGUGGAAUUGCUGAAAGGGAAGCUUCGUUUUGAUAAUGCAUUCAACUACAAAGAAGAAACAGAUCUGAAGUCUGCUCUCAAAAGGUACUUCCCUGAUGGCAUUGACAUAUACUUUGACAACGUGGGAGCUGAGAUGCUUGAAGCAGCAGUUGCCAACAUGAACACAUUCGGUAGAGUCGCAGCUUGCGGUGUGAUAUCCGAAUACACGGACGCUACAAAACGCGCUGCACCCAACAUGCUCGAAGUUGUGAUUAAGAGAAUAACGAUCCGGGGAUUCUUAGCUUCUGAUCACAUGAAUUUGUUGGCGGAUUUCAUUUCAACGACAGCCGAUCACCUUCGUAAAGGCGAAAUUCAUGUGCUUGAAGAUAUUUCACGAGGCUUGGAAAGUAUCCCGGCUGCUUUUACCGGUCUCUUUCGCGGUGACAAUAUUGGAAAAACUAUUGUUCAGAUCACGGAGGAGUAAAAACGCUUUUGUUUUUUUGGCAGUACCUAUCUUUUUUAUGCAAAUCACCCAGAAGUCCUUUGCGAUAUGAAGAAAUCCUAGUGUGAAGAGAACAGAACUAGUUAAAGUCAGUUAGUUGGUUGGUUAUGUGGUUCAUCUGUAUUUGCAUUUCAUUUCAGUUGUAUUUGGUUUUCAUGUAACUAGAGAUAGUGUCCAGCUCAUCAAGCCAUGUGGGGUUAUUGUAAACCAAUAGGAGGCUGAGUUGAGGUGAUAUAAAUAGGUGUGCUUUCUCUGAGUCUUGUAACCGAUUCAUAUAGAAAUAAGAUAUGGGUUUCAUCU
Messenger RNA from Rhododendron vialii, 1892 nucleotides. Its product is annotated as 2-alkenal reductase (NADP(+)-dependent)-like. NCBI's taxonomy places the organism in Eukaryota, Viridiplantae, Streptophyta, Magnoliopsida, Ericales, Ericaceae. The record is from RefSeq and is a predicted model, not a curated record. Bases 531 to 1574 code for a protein of 347 amino acids. The transcript is spliced from 5 exons. Gene Ontology annotation, molecular function: oxidoreductase activity, acting on the CH-CH group of donors, NAD or NADP as acceptor.